CAGGCAGAAAGGAAGGAUGAGGCUAGCCUUGGCAUUCAUAUUAGCUAUCCUUUUGAGCCACAGCAUUGAGUGCAGGCCAUUAUACAGUGAUGGGCAAAAGACCUUCAACAAGCUGCUGGUCAUCUCAUUUGAUGGCUUCAGAUGGGAUUAUGACCAGGACGUAGACACGCCAAACAUGGACAAGCUGGUAAAAGAAGGAGUGAAAGCCAAGUACAUCACACCACCAAUGAUUACCAUGACCUCCCCGUCUCAUUUCACCACCAUCACUGGCAGAUGGCCAGAAGACCACGGUGUGGUGCACAAUAUGAUGUUUAACUCCACAACUCUCUUAAAACUGACUCAUAAGGCCACUCAGAAUCGUUCUGAAUGGUGGGACAAUGGGGUCAUGCCACUGUGGAUUACCGCUCAGGAGCAGGGCCUGAAAACAGCCUCAUUUCACUAUCCAGGAGGUGGAGCCAAUUACAGCGGGCAGGCUGUGACCCGUUCUUUGGUCGAGUCCUAUGAUCACCCGGACUCCAAUGAAACAGAGUGGCGCGAGAACAUCGACAUUGUCAUGGGCUGGUUCACCAAGGAGAACUUUGACUUUGUCACGCUGUACUAUGGGGAACCUGACAAGGUUGGACACGCAAAAGGACCAGAACACCCAGACAGAAAGGAAAUAGUCAAACAGAUCGACAGGACUAUUGGAUACCUGCUGGAGGCAAUUGAUCGGUAUGGCCUGACUCAACGCCUAAAUGUCAUCAUCACUUCUGACCAUGGCAUGACCACCAUCAAGAAGAAACCAGAAGUGGAUGAAAUCAGACUCUUAAAAUUUCUCAAGCCCUAUUACGAUUUUGUCUAUUUUGACCUGCUUGACUAUGGCGGUUUUGGCAUGAUCAAACCAAAGGUAGGUAAAGAGCAGCAGGUGUAUGACCUCCUGGUGAACGCCCAUCCCAAUCUGACAGUAUACAAGAAAGAAGAGAUUCCGGAAAGCUUCCACAUUGCCAAAAACAGUAGAAUACAACCCAUCGUUCUCAUUGGUGAUCUGGGCUUCAACUUGAACUCGCAACUCAUACUCUAUGUUAACAAAGGAGACCAUGGCUUCCACAAUGGAGAGAUGGACAUGAAAACCAUCUUCAGGGCUUUUGGCCCCGACUUUAAGAAGAAUUACUUGGCUGAGCCUUUUGACAGUGUCAACAUCUACCCACUGAUGUGCAAGCUACUGGGGGUGACCCCUGCCCCAAACAAUGGUUCUCUGUCGUACACAGUGGGGAUGCUGGAGGACACAGACACUAAUUCUGGUGCAAAUGGAAGCAGACAUCAUGUGUCUUACAACCUUGUGGCAGCGACAAUCUUUUACCUCCUUCUUCAGAUGUAGUCAUUUAUGUGCCGCACAAAUAUAGUGCAGUCUGAACCCAGUAGACUGCAGUGGAAACAUGCAAUGUACACGAUAAUAUGCUGCAAGCUGGCUCCUAAAUGGCAAAUCUUGCUUACAAUUCCUGAACCUUUGUGAUGUAUGCAAAUAUAAUUCCUGAACCCCUGUGACCUGUUUAUUUCAACAUCAAAAGUUCCAACUGUUGUAUCACAGUGAAAAAAAAGACAAAAAAAGUAUUGUAAUUAGAAACUGAAGACAUUUUCACAUAUUUUUUAAGUGUCUCUUCAACAAAAGGCCUUUAAUGUCUUAUUUAUUGUACUGCAUACCAUAAUGCACUAUUUCAUCAAUAAAGUUUUGUUACAA
Anguilla anguilla (European eel) is the source of this 1717-nucleotide messenger RNA. RefSeq lists its product as uncharacterized. Lineage: Eukaryota; Metazoa; Chordata; Actinopteri; Anguilliformes; Anguillidae. The coding region runs from base 17 to 1357 and encodes 446 amino acids. The record is from RefSeq and is a predicted model, not a curated record. The transcript is spliced from 5 exons.